This is a messenger RNA of Spinacia oleracea (spinach), 2565 nucleotides long. RefSeq lists its product as uncharacterized. The transcript is spliced from 18 exons. The record is from RefSeq and is a predicted model, not a curated record. Bases 304 to 2322 code for a protein of 672 amino acids. Gene Ontology annotation, molecular function: mRNA guanylyltransferase activity; mRNA 5'-triphosphate monophosphatase activity; ATP binding. Lineage: Eukaryota; Viridiplantae; Streptophyta; Magnoliopsida; Caryophyllales; Amaranthaceae. Gene Ontology annotation, biological process: 7-methylguanosine mRNA capping; protein dephosphorylation.
ACUAUUUUCUGAAAAAAAAAGGAGAAAAUAACCAUUUGAAAAUUCUCUUUCUUCGAACUCCAAUUAGCUCCAUCUCCCUGCAUCUCCUUCCUCCUCUUAGAACCCUAACUACUCUCCUCCGACAAAACCACCAUCUUCUAGUUGUAUCAGCACCUCCAGUCGGCGGUGUCUCUGCCAACCACCCAUACUUAUCUGCCGCUGCUAUUCUUGUGUGUACUUGGGCCCAGGGUGGGCGCCCCUCCUGACCUGGCUCAAGGACGGGCCUGUUUCUCAGUUCAUGCUUGGUGUUGAUUUAUUACUGUAAUGGACUUGAAUGUCUCACCGUUGCCGGAAGACGAUGAAGAGUAUUGUGAAAAUCAUUUUGGUGAAGAUGUGCCUCGGAAUGAUAACAUAGAGACUGCUGUUCAAACCAUGCGGCGGGAGCGAGAAGAAAGAAGGGAUCGAAUUAAAAGAGAUCCAAUAGAUGAAAGACCAAUGCGGGUAACCCGUCCCUUGGAGCGUGAUGAAGGGCCUGUCUUGAAGAAGUUCAAAACUGAAAGAAACAGGCUACCCCCUGGUUGGUUGGAUUGUCCAAACUUUGGGCACGAAGUUGGUUUUAUUAUCCCAUCUAAAGUUCCACUUGAUGAAAGUUUUAAUGACUGUGUUGGUCCCGGCAAAAGAUAUUCCUUCCGUCAAGUGGUUCAUUUGCUAAGAGUGAAGACUUUUAAAAUUGGUAUGAUAGUUGAUUUGACAAAUACAGAUCGGUAUUAUUCAUCGAGUGAUUUUAAGAAAGAAGGUCUUAAAUAUUUAAAGAUUCGGUGCCAGGGGCGUGAUUCUGUACCAGAUAACGAGUCUGUAAACAUCUUUGUCUUUGAGGUUGCACAAUUUAUAUUCAAUCAAAGUGAGAGACAGCCCAGGAAGUAUGUAUUUGUCCAUUGCACUCAUGGGCACAAUCGAACUGGUUACAUGAUAGUUCAUUAUUUGAUGCGUACACAGCAAGCUAGUUCUGUUACUGAGGCUAUAGAAAGAUUUGCAAAAGCUCGGCCUCCAGGGAUCUAUAAACAAGACUACAUUGAUGCAUUAUAUGCGUUUUAUCAUGAAACUAGAAGUGACUUAGUAGUAUGCCCUGAUACCCCAGAGUGGAAGAGGUCCUCUGAUUUUGAUCUAAAUGGUGAAGCUCUUCCCGAAGAUGAUGAUGGUGUUCCAUACGCUUCUACCAAUGAAAAACCAGAGAAUGUUGUAAGAUUGACCAAUGAUGAUGUCUUGGGGGAUAAAGUACCUGAUCAGCAAGAAUAUCAAUUGCAGAGAUUUUGCUGCGAAAUCCUUAAAACUGUGGGGAGGGGAACUGUACAAUUUCCAGGGUCACAUCCAGUGUCUCUUGACAGGGACAAUUUACAACUGUUAAGGCAGCGAUAUUAUUAUGCUACAUGGAAAGCUGAUGGCACAAGAUAUAUGCUCCUCCUUUGUCCCGAUGGGGCUUACCUAGUUGAUAGAAGCUUUAAAUUUCGGAGGGUCCAGAUGCGGUUUCCAUGCAAAAAUAUGACAGAUCUUCACCAGUAUACGUUGCUUGAUGGAGAAAUGAUUAUUGAUACUAUUAGUUCCGAGAGGCAGGAGAGGAGAUACCUGAUCUAUGACUUGAUUGCUAUCAAUCGUGUGUCCCUUGCUGAGAGGCCUUUCCAUGAGCGUUGGAAACUGAUUGAGAAAGAGGUGGUUGAGCCCCGUAAUCUAGAGCGGCGGAGUAUGGACUUAAAUGGCAAGCCAUACAGAUAUGAUCUUGAACCAUUUAGGGUUAGAAGGAAGGACUUUUGGUUGCUGUCAACUGUUGGCAAACUUUUGAAGGAAUUUAUCCCUAACCUUUCACAUGAAGCUGAUGGCCUUGUUUUUCAGGGCUGGGAUGAUCCCUACGUUCCUAGGACACAUCAAGGCCUCUUAAAGUGGAAAUAUCCUGAAAUGAACUCAGUUGAUUUUCUCUUUGAGAUAGGAGAAGAUGGCGCUGAAAAUCUUUGUCUAUAUGAUCGAGGGAAAAAGCGAUUGAUGGACAACAACAGGGUUAAAUUUGGAGAUGGUAUAGAUCCCUCUGCUUACGCUGGUAAGAUUGUUGAAUGCUCGUUUGAUUCAGAGGAAAACAUGUGGGUUUGCAUGCGAGUGAGGACUGAUAAGACAACUCCCAAUGAAUUCAACACCUACAGGAAGGUUAUGAAAAGUAUAACAGACAAUAUAACUGAGGAGGUGUUGUUGAACGAGAUAGGGGAGAUCAUACGCUUACCCAUGUAUGCUGAUAGGAUUCAAAGUGAUAGCAGAGCCAUGAAGAAAGGGAAACAGCCAGCACAGAGAAAGAUGUGAGUGAGGUGAAUCGGUUAUCUGUCUGUGUUUGUGUUAACAGCAACACGCAUUUAGUGCAGCAAUUGGUUGUGUAAUUAGGCAUAUUGGUAGCUUGUAUAUUAUCAUCACAUAAUUGUUAGCCAAGGGAUUUAAAGUCUUGAUAGUUAGAUUAGAAAUUUUAGUCCUUGAAGAAAAUAUAUUAGGAGAUGUAGUGAUAGGUUAUUUGUGUAUAUUAUCAUAAGUUGUCUAUCUUCCCUUCUCUCU